Messenger RNA from Trichoderma citrinoviride, 1029 nucleotides. Its product is annotated as Metallo-hydrolase/oxidoreductase. The record is from RefSeq and is a predicted model, not a curated record. Gene Ontology annotation, biological process: N-acylethanolamine metabolic process; N-acylphosphatidylethanolamine metabolic process. The transcript has a single exon. Gene Ontology annotation, molecular function: zinc ion binding; N-acylphosphatidylethanolamine-specific phospholipase D activity. Gene Ontology annotation, cellular component: membrane-bounded organelle; cytoplasm. Bases 1 to 1029 code for a protein of 342 amino acids. Lineage: Eukaryota; Fungi; Ascomycota; Sordariomycetes; Hypocreales; Hypocreaceae.
AUGCUGCAAAACGUCCUCUGGCCCACCAUCACCGGUGACCUCAAGUGGCCCGACACCACGCCGCCCACCGUCGCCGUCGUCCCGCCGCAGUGGCUGCCCUCGCGCGACGCCUCGCCCCAUGCGCUGCGGGCCACCUGGCUCGGCCACGCCUGCUACUACGUCGAGUUCCCCUCGGGCCUGCGCGUGCUCUUCGACCCCGUCUUCGAGGACCGCUGCUCGCCCUUUAGCUUCAUGGGCCCCAAGAGGUUCACGCCCAAGCCGUGCGACCUCAAGGACAUACCCGUCGUCGACGCCGUCGUCAUCAGCCACAGCCACUACGACCACCUGUCGCACGGCUCCGUGCUGGAGAUUCAGAAGCACCACCCGCAGGCCCAAUUCUUCGUCGGGCUCGGCCUGGAGCCCUGGUUCCGCCGCAACGGGCUCAAGAACGUCACCGAGCUGGACUGGUGGGAGGACGCCGAGCUGACCGUCACCGUCCCCGUCGGCGACGACAACAGCAACAGCGAGAAGAAGAAGAAGAGCAUCUCGGCGCGCAUCUCGUGCCUCCCCGCCCAGCACACAUCCGCCCGCUCCGCCUUCGACAAGGACACGACGCUGUGGUGCUCCUGGGGCGUCCGCUCCGGCGACAACAACGUCUGGUUUGGCGGCGACACGGGCUACCGCGCCGUGCCGCACCUCCCGCCCGGCGUCGACGACUACGGGCCCGAGUACGAGUCGCUGCCCCGGUGCCCGCAGUUCAAGCACAUCGGCCAGCACCGCGGGCCCUUUGACCUCGGCCUCAUCCCCAUCGGCGCCUACUUCCCGCGCGUCGCCUUCUCCGCCAUGCACGCCAACCCCUUCGACUCGGUCGAGAUCUUCCAAGACACGCAGUGCCGCCGCGCCAUGGGCAUCCACUGGGGCACCUGGGCCCUGACCAUGGAGGACGUCCUCGAGCCGCCGCGGCAGCUCAAGGAGGCGCUCAGGCGCAAGGGCAUCCCGGAGGAGGGCGUCUUUGACGUCUGCGAUAUUGGCCAGAGCAGGGAGUUUUAG